AUGGGUCAGGCUCACUCGUCUAACGGCGAUACACCACAGAAUCAGGGACAGAACAAGGUCGACUACUACGAAUUACUCGGCGUUGAGCGUCAAGCAUCUGACGACGAAAUCAAAAAGGCAUAUCGCAAGAAAGCGCUCGAGCUACACCCAGACCGAAAUUAUGGCAACGUGGAACACGCCACAAAGCUGUUUGCCGAGGUCCAGUCCGCUUACGAAGUUCUCUCAGAUGCGCAGGAAAGAGCGUGGUAUGAUUCGCACCGAGAUGUCUUCCUUGGAGCCUCUCAGUCAGGCCAGGAGACACAUGAUGAGUUCUUCUAUAACAUACGAAUGACCACGGCAGACGAUGUUCUCAAAUUCACGGUGAAAUACCAUAGGCGAACGGAUUACAGCAAUUCAAGCGCUGGAUUUUAUGGUGGACUGCGGGAAUUCUUUGGUCAGCUCGCGAAAGAAGAGGAGAUCGCCUGCAAAUGGGAGAAUAUGGAACCGGUGGAGUAUCCUGACUUUGGACAGAAAGAAGAUGACUACAACGAUGUGGUAAGACCAUUCUACGCCGCAUGGAACGCCUUCGCUACAAGGAAAAGCUACUCUUGGAAAGACGCCUAUCGUCCUUCGGAUGCACCUGAUAGACGGGUCCGCCGGUUGGUGGAAAAGGAGAAUAGAGGUCUGCGUGAGCAGGCUAUCCGGGAGUUUAAUGACGCUGUGAGAGCUCUGGUUGCCUUCGUACGGAAGAGGGAUUCCCGAUACCAAGAAAAUCAGAAAUCUGAGGAGCAGCGUCAGAAAUCUCUACGCGAGGCAGCAGCUGCACAGUCUGCACGCUCCCGCGCUGCUAGGCAGGCAAAGUUGGAUGAACUCGAUCAAGUGAAUCUACCUCAGUGGGCAGAGCCAACUAGGGUUGAUGAACGCGUGGGAGGCUUUUCCAGUGGAGAAGAUGUAGAGCAGCUCGAAAUCGAAUGUGUCGUUUGCAACAAGACCUUCAAAAGUGAAGCACAGUACGCGGCUCACGAACGGAGCAAGAAGCACAUCAAGCUUUUGAAGCAGUUGCAGCAAGAUAUGAGAAAUCAAGAUCAGCAGUUUACAGAAGAUGGCAAUCAGUCAGCAGCCGCCAAACCUAUCCAUCAGACAGUAUCCAGUUCUGCGGAAGAAGAAGCAGGGUGCCUGAACAAGGUGCCGUCUCUUCCAGACCAGCAUAUUGGUUCGGAUCUUGGACGAGAAAAGCUCCUUGACGAGGACAAAACCCCCGUAGGGAACUUGCUUGCCUCCAAUGGAAGUUUAAGUAGUGGAUCAGACGGCAAUGACUAUGCCCCUCGAUCCGAAGUUGAGAGCCGGCUCGUCGAUCUAGAAGCGGAGAUCUUAGCAGGUGGGCUGGACACCACCGCCAUCAAAGACACCACCAGCGCAUCCGACAGCGAUGCUCCUUCUAAACCUAAACUGGGGAAGGCGAAACAGAAACGAGCAAAACGUGCGGCCCAGAAGGACGCUGGAGCAACUAAAUCAACUACCUCGAGUUUCAGCUGUGCUGUCUGCCAGGCUGAUUUCGCAUCCAAGACAAAGCUCUUCAACCAUAUCAAAGAGAGAGGUCAUGCGGCGCCAGCAAGUGUCACUGGAUCCAAGGGGGGGAAAGGUAGCAAGGGAAAGAAGGCAUGA
Molecule: messenger RNA, 1644 nt
Organism: Endocarpon pusillum Z07020
Lineage: Eukaryota; Fungi; Ascomycota; Eurotiomycetes; Verrucariales; Verrucariaceae
Exons: 2
Coding region: 1-1644 (547 amino acids)
Cellular component (GO): cytoplasm
Molecular function (GO): nucleic acid binding; zinc ion binding
Source: RefSeq, a predicted model, not a curated record